This is a messenger RNA of Musa acuminata subsp. malaccensis (wild Malaysian banana), 3219 nucleotides long. Its product is annotated as probable LRR receptor-like serine/threonine-protein kinase At2g16250. Gene Ontology annotation, molecular function: protein binding; ATP binding; protein kinase activity. The record is from RefSeq and is a predicted model, not a curated record. NCBI's taxonomy places the organism in Eukaryota, Viridiplantae, Streptophyta, Magnoliopsida, Zingiberales, Musaceae. Gene Ontology annotation, biological process: protein phosphorylation.
GUUGCAUGCUCAUCGUUCCUCCCUCCCUCUCCCCUCCCAAGUCUAAGCUAAGUCAAGAUAUCAAGCAGAAGCAUAGACAGAUCAAUUCUAUUGAAACUAUUGAAACUUCGGUUUCUUCCCUCUGCAGCCACCAUCACUCCUUUCCCCGGUGACGGAGAAACAGAUCAAUACUAUUGGAACUUCGGCUUCUUCCCUCCGCAGCCACCAUCACUCCUUUCCCCGGUGACGGAGAGGCUGACGUACUUUCUGCCUUGCACGAAUCCUUCAGUAGGUUGAUGGCUCCGAGCACCGUUCGUUAGGACUCACGAGUUCCCACAUGAAGUCUCCGGUGCGCCUCCCCUUGGUUUGCUUCUUCUUCUUCCUCCGUUGCUUCCUCGAUGUACCCUGCUCGGCUCUGCCGCAAACCGAGCGCAACGCGCUCCUCAAACUUCGCGCCUCGCUCGCCGUGCGCGCCAAAGACUGGAGCCUUCAAGCCGAUCCCUGCUCCUCCUGGACCGGCGUCGUCUGCCGGUCCAAUCGGGUCGAAGAGCUUAACUUGACUGGCCUCCGACCGAACCGGUUCGCCCGCGCCGGCGUCGUCUACCCCCGCCUCGCUCCCGAUGCCGUCCUCAACCUCACCCACCUCACCUCCCUCGACGCCUCCGGCUUCCCGCUCCCCGGUCCCAUCCCCGAUGACCUCGGCAACGUCUCCUCGCUCUCCGUUCUCUCCCUCGCAGGAACCGGCGCCUCUGGUCUCAUCCCGUCGAAGCUGGGCUGGCUCGGCCACCUCACCGCCCUCGACCUCUCCGGCAACUUCCUCACCGGGUCGAUCCCGGUGGAAUUCUCCGGGCUUCAUAACCUCACCCACCUCGACCUCUCCUCCAACUCGCUCUCCGGCGCAGUGCCGCCGUCCCUAGGGGAGCUCCGGCAGCUCAAUGCCCUGAAUUUGUCUAGCAAUAUGCUCUCGGGAUCGUUGCCAGCGGAGCUCGGCGGCCUAUCCUCGCUCGUCACCCUCGACCUCAGCUUCAACUGGCUCUCCGGUUCUCUGCCGGAGGUCCUCUUCUUGAGGCUUCCUUAUUUGCGUUCGGUCAAGCUGGGCCACAAUAACUUCUCGUCCAGUCUUCCCACUUCGCUCUGGGCUCUGGCGCAGUUGGUACAUCUUGAUGUCUCAUUCAACAACCUCACCGGUAUGCUCAUGGUCGACGCCGUCGCGCGCAAUAGCAGCGCUAAAGGAGGCGUCUUUAACCUCUCGAAUAACCUCUUCUACGGGUCGAUUUCUUCUGAAUCCAGCAGAAUUCUACAAAGAUUUGAAGAGGUGGAUCUCUCGACCAAUUACUUCGAUGGAAGCGAACCCGUCGGCUUUAGCAAUGCUUCUGUUGCUUUUAAUUGCUUUAGCAGUGCGCGGGACCAGAGAAAGCCUGCUGACUGUGAGACGUUCUACACGGAAAGAGGUCUCCGUUUAGCCCUUUCAUCCGGCAGGCGGAGAAAAUGUCGUUGGUGGUACGCCGUGGUAGCCGUAGUUUGUGGGGUGGCGUUGCUCGCCGUCGUGGUUGCAGUGCUUGUGAGUUACCUGACGAGAUGUGCAGCGCGUUCCGCCGGCCAAAAGGAUACCGGCAGCAAGCCUGCUCCUGAAGAGGAGGCGGCAGUAUCGCCGUCGCCACCGCCUUCUGCUGCAGACACAGUGAAUUUGUCAGCUUCGAAUGGUGCUCUCACCGGCACGACGCUGCCGCUCUCUGUUGCAGCUCCGGUGAACCCACUUUCUUCGGAUGACGGUGUCACCAACACGACGCCUUCACCCUCUGCUGCAGUGAUGGUGAAUUUGCCAGCUCCGGGUGAUGCCUUCACCUACGAGCAGCUGCUGAGGGCGACGUCGGGUUUCAGCAGCAUGAACCUUAUCAAGAAUGGACACUCUGGAGAUCUCUAUCAUGGUGUUCUGGAAGAUUGGGUUGAGGUGGUGGUGAAGAGGAUCGGUCUGCUAGCUGUGAGAAGAGAAGCAUUCUCGACCGAACUGAAACUUUUCGAGGAUUGUUCGGGUGGCAGAUUGGUUCCAUUACUUGGGCACUGCUUGGAGAAUGAUACCGAGAAGCUUCUCGUGUACAAGUACAUGCCAAAUUGCGAUCUUUCUACUGCUCUGCACAAGAAAUCCGAGCUAGAGGAUGGUUUGCAGUCACUGGAUUGGAUAAAGAGGCUAAAGAUCGCAGUAGGUGCUGUGGAAGCUCUGUGCUUUCUGCAUCAUGACAAUAACCCUCCUCUGGUUCACCGAGAUAUUGAAGCCAGCAGCAUUCUUCUUGAUGAUAAAUACGAAGUGCGGCUCGGAAGCCUCAAUGAAGUUUGUGUUCAACAGAUCGAUGUCCGCCAGAAUGUCUUGACUAGGAUCUUCAGAUCGGCACAGACAUCUCGUCAAGUUGUUUCCGGCUUGUCUACAGCAACUAGUGCUUAUGAUAUAUAUUGCUUGGGGAAGGUGUUACUGGAGCUGAUCACCGGAAAGCCUGGGCUCAGUGGAUCUAACAAUGCUGCUACAAACAAGUGGAUGGAACAAACUCUGGCAUACAUUACUCCCUUUGACAAAGAGCUUGUUUCGAAGAUCAUGGAUCCGUCCCUUAUCGUGGACGAGGACCACAUGGAGGAGGUUUGGGCUAUGGCCGUCGUCGCAAAGUCCUGUCUCGACCCGAAGCCCUCCAAGCGACCGCUCGCGAGGCACGUCCUGAAAGCCUUGGAGAACCCUUUGAAGGUGGUGAGGGAGGUGAAUUGUUCCAACAGUUUUACAUCGUCUUCAGGUUCAUGGCACAGUGCUUUGCUUGGAGGCUGGCGGCAUAGCCUUUCAAGCAUCAGUCUUGUGAGGCCAGUGGAGGAAGAUCGGAUGUCGUCAAAGCAAGCAACCACGACGAGGUCUCAUCGGGGUGGAGACGAUCAUUCAUUUCCACAGAGCAAGAUGUCAAGGGAGAUCCACCCAGAGCCAGCAGGACCAGCUCAAGAUAGAUCUUAAACAGGCUUUUCAUGCCUUGGAUCAAAAGCAUGGCAACUGAUUGCCUCAAAUGAAGCAAAGAUCAACCAUUCUGCGCAUUGUGUGUCAAAUAUGCACUUCGAUGUAAUUAGUGGAUAAAAAUGUCUCUUUGGAGAAUGCAACUGUUAUGAUUAUAUUAGCAAAGGCAAGUGAUGCUGUGGUCUUAAAAGAUAUCAGCAAGCUGCAUCUGAGACUUCAAUCUCCAUCUGCAUAUGAGCAAAGGUAGUGAUUCAUUA